Molecule: messenger RNA, 1674 nt
Organism: Capsella rubella
Lineage: Eukaryota; Viridiplantae; Streptophyta; Magnoliopsida; Brassicales; Brassicaceae
Product: meiosis-specific protein ASY2-like
Exons: 3
Coding region: 1-1674 (557 amino acids)
Source: RefSeq, a predicted model, not a curated record
AUGACGGUAUUGAAGAAAUCCAUGGUCGCCGGCAACUUCACCGUGAACAUGAGGGAGAAACAGAACGUCAUUCCCGGAACCCGAGUCAGCAAUUUCAAAGGCUGGGAAAAACGUUUCUUUUAUGUCCGAGCUGACUACCUCUCACUCGAAAAUCCUUUUGUUGGCUUACGCCGACGAUGGAAUAGUGAUCCGGAUCGCAUCCGAAAUUUUUCUACGUUCCCACCGGAGUACUCCGACAUUGUGGCAAGCCUGUUUAGCGGGGAGAAUCGAGCGUGGGACCAAUUUAGCCGAAAGCGAGUUGAAGAAGCGAUGGGAAGAAUUCCGAGAAAGUAUCCAAACUUCGCAGAGGAGCUGGCCAAAUCAUCAGGUACUUCGGUAACCGCCCUCCAGGCUCGGGAUGCCGAGCUCGCUGCACCAACAACAACGGCUAUGGAAGUCGCCGUAAUUGAAUCGGCUACCGGAGGAGAGGUCGCCCCUACUGAUCCUUCGAUCGUGGAUCUGGAAGUCGAUGGUGGUGGCGAGGGCGAGGUUCCCGGGCAGGAGGUCGUAACUGCCGAGCAAGAGGUCGCUCUGUCCGAAGGAGACACGGCCGGGAGGAAGAAAAAGAAGAAGAGAGUCGACAAAGGCAAGGGCGUGGCUCUGGAUUCUGGCAACCAAUCGAGCCGUAAGAGGUCGGCCGAAGCAGCUGAUCUAGAGUCUUCUGAUCCUUUCCGAUUAACUCGGAAGGAUUCGAAGACAGACAAAUUCUGCUUUGACUACUUCGGAGAAAGCUCCGUGGCUGGCGAUCGUUAUGCCUCGGCAGAGUUAUGCCGAAAUUUAAAAUUUUCUUCGGAAAUUCUGCCCGAUCUCGACGAGCUGGAGUUCAAGGAGGACUAUCUGAACUAUACUCGAUCCGCGUUGCAGUCGAUCGCCUAUGGCAACGCUCUCUUCUUCAAAUAUGAAAAGAGGGUGAAGUCGCGCUCUACGGCGAAUCACGCCUUCUUAAUGAUGGAGAAAUGCGCCAAAGAGGCCCAGGACAAAGUGGCCAUGCUGCGGAAGCAAGUGGGAGGCUUGGAGGAACAUGCCAAGGUUCAAGAGGGAGUCGUUGCUUCCUUAGAGGAUACAAUUGCCGGCCUUCGGGCCGAGAAUGCGACUCUUGCUGCGGAGAAGGCGAAAGCCGAUGGCGACCUUCAGCUCCUUCAGCAAUUCUGCGAAUCCGAAUGCUGGCAACUUCGCCUAGAUCGGCAGGCUGUGGUUGAGCGCACGAGGAAGAAGGCCCAAGAUCGCCUAGAUCGGGUGAAGGCAUUCCUGGCCGAGAAAGAGGUCACUGUUCGUCCGAAGGAAGACCUGCCGAACCAGGCUCUUGGGGUCGAGGCUACGAUUGACAGGCUUGUCAAAGAGUGCCAUGCUCAGAUCCCCGAGGAGGAAAUCGCCAAGAUCAAGGCGAACAAAGUCGAGUGUAAGGAGGUUGCAGACGCGCUUGACUAUCUUGUCCUCGACUCUGCUGACCUGAACAUGUCUCCGGACCAGCUCGGCUACGGUCUUCUUCGGCCUGAGGAUCCCGCUCCCAGAUCUAUCCGAGAGCCACAUGGAUCGAAUGCGGCAGCCUUCCAGGCCGACCUUCGAGCUCCUGACACCAAUGAUGACCCUCCUUCAGACCCGGGCAAUCCCGAAGAUGACGUUGAAGUCGUCUAA